Messenger RNA from Thlaspi arvense, 1170 nucleotides. Lineage: Eukaryota; Viridiplantae; Streptophyta; Magnoliopsida; Brassicales; Brassicaceae. The record is from the annotation of a GenBank genome assembly.
AUGUCGAUGGUAUUGGCAAGAAGGAUUCCCAAAGUGGGAAAGUCGCGGGUAGGCUUCUCUGGUCUCCCUCUCUUGGCGAUUCGGUUGUUGACGACUAGGCUAUCUUCACCUUGUCUGUUGCUCCCCAUGGAUGUUGUUGGAGACUAUCCCGGAGGCAAAGUCGCGAAUUUGAAUUUCUACGAUUUGGAGAUGCAGAAACGAGUGACCGUGGCAGAGCGGAGGGUCCCAGAAAGCAUCCACCUUUCACGGCCCAUCGGAUCUUCACGGGGUUGGGUUGUCCUAAUGAACAACGAGGACCUGACCGUACAUGUCACCAACAUGUUGAACCCCUCAGCUCCCGAAUCCUCCCACAGGGUUAUCUCUCUGCCUCCCCUUAUGCCUCCUGACCUUUCGCAGCCCAAGGCGAGCCUGCAGGUUCGUAACGUCUCGCUCUCCUCUUCCCCUGAUAACCGUGACGAAGUGUGCGUUGUGGCUGUCAAAUUCAGGGGAAGCUGUAUCUCCUUUUGUAUAGUCGGUGGCUCCAAAUGGCGCCAGGGCUCCAAAUGGCGACACGCUGACUCUCUUUCCAGCCGAUGCAACCACUCCCUCGUCGUCUACUCCAGUAAAGAUUACACCUUCUGUCUCACGCCUGCUACUAAUACAGUCUUACGCAAGGACGCUAGGAAGAUGCCGGAGCCCUUGCUCUCUUUCCUUACUUAUUACCGCCAAACCGGACCCUUAAAGCAACCCAAGACGGGAGAGUAUGAGUACGAGCUGCUGAGAAGGUGCAAACGGACCAAACACUUGGUGGAGUCACCCUCCGGCGAUUUAUUCAUUAUUGUCAAGUAUGUUUUCAAAACUUGUGUCGGUAGGCCCGUCUUCCCUGGGGAGACACGGGACUUGGAACCUACGGAGGUGAAAACCGGGACAAGGCGGUUCAUGUUGUAUAGGCCUGAUCCAACAACAAGGGUUGAGUCUUAUGUCCAAGACAUUGGGGAUUUCUGCAUUUUCUUAGGAAAAAACGAGCCUUUCAUUCUCCCCACGACCAUGCAUCCUGGACUUAAGCCGAACUCCAUCUACUUCACUGAAGGGAAGCAGGUUUAUCUCUACAAUAUCACCGACCAAACCUUCUCUCAACUCCCUAAUGACGGUCUGGUUUCAUCUAUCUGGCUUCAGCCCAUCCUGCACUAG